AAGUGUCGGGGGUAUCUAGAAGAACAGAAGGACCUCUACCAGCCAGUUGAAGAUGGAGAAUGAGCGGACGCUCCACUCAUUGGAUCCCGUGUAUGAAGAACUAAGCGCCGUGGGACCCGAUGAACUCAACAAGCCACAAACGGACCGUGUUAAUGAUACGCAAGACGAGCCGUCGGAGGUAGACCGCGCGUCCGGCCGUAUCAAGGAAGAACACGAUUCGGAAUAUCUCUCCGUUCGUAUUAAGGAGGAAUUGGAUUCGUACGAAGAAGAAGAAGAAGAUAUGGCGGAAGGUAAUAUUUAUCCAGGCCAGGAGAACGCGCUGGCAGAAGGUAUGGCCGUCCGUGUUAAGGAGGAGCCUGAGUCUUGCGGUGAGGGAAACGCCACGGACACCGACACGGAGAUAGAAUACACGUCUUUCGUUAUAAAGGAGGAAUCCUUCUCGUGCGACGAGGGAAGCGUCACGGACACGGACACUGGCACUCUCGCGGAACCCACGCGGUCGGAAUGUUCCUCCGCCGAUUGUAAGGAGGAACGAGGCACGAAAGACUCGGACGUUAGCAGGUCGGCGGAAAACUCGCAGGAAAGCGGUUCCGCUCGGACGAAAGACGGCGAGAGCGCAAGCGACGUCGCGAGAAUGGAGAGCACGCCGUCGGCCACGGCCUUCAGCCCGUGCGGGGGAAGCCAGAUCAUUGGCUUCAUCGUCUACCAGCAAUCGAGCUGUAGAGAGAGGAUGGUCACCUGCCCCGAGUGUCAGAAAUUCUUCAGCAACAAGUCGGAUCUCCUCAAACACCAGGCCGUCCACAAGGACAAGAAGCUGACGUGUACCGUGUGCGGCAAAACGUUCUCCUUCAAGGCCGACCUCAUCGCCCACAAGCGCAUUCACACGGGCGAGAAGCCCUUCGGCUGCUCCGACUGCGGCAAGUGCUUCACCCAGAAGUCCCAGCUGGUCCAGCAUCGGAUGAUCCACACGGGGGAGAAGCCCUUCUCGUGCCCCGACUGCGGCAAGUGCUUCGCCCGCAGCUCGCACCUCAUCACGCACCAGCGGACGCACACGGGGGAGAAGCCCUUCUCCUGCUCCGAGUGCGGGAAGUGUUACAGUCAGAACUCGCAGCUGCUCCAGCAUCAGAGGAUACACACGGGCGAGAGCCCUUACUCGUGCUCCGAGUGCGGGAAAUCGUUCACGAGGAGAGCCAUCCUCCUGGAGCACCAGCGGACGCACACGGGGGAGAAGCCCUUCUCGUGCGAGGAGUGCGGCGAGUGCUUCACCCGGAAGUCCAGCCUCCUCAAGCACGAGAAGACCCACAAGACGGGAAAGACGUUCGUGUGCGCGGAAUGCGGGAAAUCGUUCAUUCGCCACAUACACCUCGCCAGGCAUCAGCGCACGCACGCUCGCGAGAAGCUGAAGUCGCUGGAGGCGGGGGCGCGGCGUCCCGCAAUGUACGCGGGGGAUGCAGCCUACUUUGUAAUCCGUGUCGGGGCCGGCGCUGCCACCCUGCGCCUGGCGCACACGGGGGCCCGCGGCCCGACGACAACAAUCCCGUGUGCACGCCCUCCGAUGACCUUGAAGUAUUUACCUCCGUGGGACUUCCUACUUUAUAUGGGGAGGAUUCCUCCUUCACUUGAGGAAGAGUACUUUCUCCGUGUGCGUGUUUUGCAGCGGGAUACCGGGAUACGUGAGAUUUCUUUCUUCGCUCGCACAUUCCUCUCGAACAUCCCGCGAGUUAUUCCCACCAUCGAGAUUGCCGGCUGUAUUGACAGUUCCGAGAUCUUGAGAAGGCACGUGGGGGUAGCUUCCUUCGGGGUCGUUGCUGGCGUUGGAUGCAUCUGUUUGAAAGAAAUAGUGGACAGCACAGCUUUUACUUUACGCGAAACUACAAAUCAACGUUACAGCAGCAGGAUGAUCUUGCUGGUCAGGUCCAGGAUCUUCUGCUCGCUGCCUCUCUCACCUGAGCCGCUGCAGAACUCUUCCUUCACGCUGGGACUCCUGCGAAUGAACAAGGACAAGAAUCAGACGUCGGAGAGGAUCUUGAGUCUUACGCUGGAGAUCAUCUACCUGCUAACGGGAGAGGAUUAUGUUAUCGUGAAGAAAGCCGGCGAGGACGACGCGAAGCUCAGCGGUCCGUGCGUGCUGGACAGGCGCCGCAGGGCCCGGGGCUCCGACGCAGGGGCCCCGUCUCACUCGCCGCUACUUGAGACGAACAACGACCGGAUCCUGGAACUGACCAGCAAAAUCAUUCAUCCUCUGACCGGAGAGUAUUUGGAAGGCGGCCAGGAUAUUUACAAGGACAGCGUGAGGAAAAGCCAGCUUCUCAGCUCACCAAGUCGCUCGGACGAAGAAGUAAGCGAUGCCAAAGAUAAUCCAGAAAAAAAGCACUUAAAAACAAACAAACCGCGGAGGAGACAGAGUAGACCUUGCAGAAUCACGGCAUCAGCUACAGCCUCCUUUGAAGGAGGCAUCGACACGGACACUAACGUGUACACGCAUGCAGAAAGUCCACACGCAGAAUAUACCCGUGUCCACGUUAAAGAGGAAACCACCUCCUGCGGGGAUCGGAAUCUCGAGGCCGGAGCCGACUGUACCCCCGCCGAGGGGCCGGAGACGGAAUACACCACCUUCCACGUUAAGGAGGAAUCCGACGUCUGCGAGAAAGGAAACCUCAGCGACUCUGAGACCUACGGACCCCCAGAGUCCACAGCAACGGAGUUCACAACGGUUCAGGUCAAGGAGGAGGGGCCCGACGGAAACCUCACCGGUACGGACAUGUUCGCGUCUACGGGACACGGUCAGGUGCCAUGUAGCGCCAACGCGAACGAACCCAACCAAGGGGGCGGAGACGAGGCGCACAGCGGCCUGACGGUCGUGAAAUUCGUGGAGUGCGAUAUAAGCAUCCACAAGAUGGCCGCCUAUAUAGCGCACCAGCAUACGCACAGCCCCCCGCGGAUGUACCACUGCUCCGACUGCCAGAAAUCUUUCACCACCAGCUCCAACCUGGCCAGGCACCAGGCCUCCCACAUCGUAAAGAAGCUGUCCUGCUCGUACUGCGGCAAGUACUUCUCCUACAAGUCCAAGCUGGAGACGCACGAGCGCAUCCACACGGGCGAGCGGCCCUUCUCGUGCUCCGAGUGCGGCAAGCGCUUCACGGACAAAUCGAGCCUCGUGCAGCACGAGCGGAUUCACAGAGGGGAGAAGCCCUUCACGUGUUUCAAGUGCGGGAGAUCCUUCACCCAAAGCUCGCAGCUCAUCAGACACCAGAGAACUCACGUGGGAGCCAAGAUUCACACGGGGGAGAAGCCGUUCUCCUGCUCGGAAUGCGGAAAGAGCUUCAGCGACAAGUCCAACCUCCUAAAACAUCGCAAGUUCCACGCCAGGGACGGACCUUUCGCGUGCGGCCAGUGCGGGAAGCCCUUCUCCUACAAAUCGGAUCUGGUCACGCAUCAGAGGGUCCACACGGGAGACAAGCCCUUCUCCUGUUCCGAAUGCGGGAAGAGCUUCUACCAGAACUCGCACGUGGUGGAACACCAGAAGAUCCACAGAGGGGAGAAGCCCUUCUCGUGCUCCGAGUGCGGGAAACGCUUCACCCGCAGCUCGCACCUGGCCCAGCAUCAGAUGAUCCACACCGGCGAGAAGCCCUUCUCGUGCUCCGAGUGCGGAAAAUCCUUCAACGACAAGUCCAAUCUCCUCAAACACCAAAGGCUCCAUGCGAGGUGCCGGAUUUCAGGGUCGGAACGGGGGAAUACUCCAUCGACCAUGGAGGAGGAAGCGCUGUCACGUUCUAAGUUCUAGGUGAUGCUUGUGUCUGGUUGAAGGGACAGUACCGUGGACGUUGUAGACUCAACUAGAAGGGCAGCCUUCCUUUAAACGUUGAAUAUUUAUACAUUUUAGAAUAUGUAUUUAUUGGACGCUCACGUUCUGUUACAUGAAGAAGGAGAAGCCAAUCAUUGAAGGUGCUGUUCCACCUAGGGGACAUCUUAAAAUAACCGCAGACAGGUUCUUCA
Molecule: messenger RNA, 3996 nt
Organism: Spea bombifrons (plains spadefoot toad)
Lineage: Eukaryota; Metazoa; Chordata; Amphibia; Anura; Pelobatidae
Product: oocyte zinc finger protein XlCOF7.1-like
Exons: 11
Coding region: 53-3784 (1243 amino acids)
Biological process (GO): regulation of transcription by RNA polymerase II
Molecular function (GO): RNA polymerase II cis-regulatory region sequence-specific DNA binding; DNA-binding transcription factor activity
Source: RefSeq, a predicted model, not a curated record